Molecule: messenger RNA, 1405 nt
Organism: Musa acuminata subsp. malaccensis (wild Malaysian banana)
Lineage: Eukaryota; Viridiplantae; Streptophyta; Magnoliopsida; Zingiberales; Musaceae
Product: WAT1-related protein At1g09380
Cellular component (GO): plasma membrane
Molecular function (GO): transmembrane transporter activity
Source: RefSeq, a predicted model, not a curated record
UCUCGCUGAAUCGUUGUGCGGAAGGAAGGACGACGGAGAAAGAAGAGGAGGAUCAUAGGAGGGAGGGAGCAUGGGAGGCGACUGCACCCCGACGUUGGCCAUGGUCUUCGUCCAAGUGGGAUUCGCCGGCCUGAAUGUGCUGUCGAAGCUGGCGAUGGACGACGGCAUGAGCCCCUUCGUCAUGAUCGCUUACCGGCAGAUCGUCGCCACCAUCUUCCUCUCCCCCAUCGCCUUCUUCCUCGAGCGAAAAGCUUCCAAGGAGAUCACAGGCAAAGUCCUUUUCCAAAUAUUCCUGUGCUCAGUCUUCGGCGCCACGUCCAACCAGAUCUUGUAUUUUGUGGGGCUCAAGUUUUCCUCGCCGACGAUCGCGUGCGCCCUCAGUAACAUGCUACCGGCCAUCACCUUCGUCAUCGCAGUGCCGUUCAGGAUGGAAACGGUGGGGAUCAGAACGGUGGCCGGUCAGGCCAAGGUGGUAGGAACGGUUCUCUGCGUUGGUGGCUCCAUGCUGAUGACGUUCUACAGAGGCGGCCUCAUCAAGAUGUGGCAAUCCCCCCUCCACUGGAGAUACGCCGAGAGGAUGACGACCGGCGAGGCCGGCUCCGAUUACCAGAGAAUGGGUUUCGGCGCCGUACUCGUCAUCGCCAGUUGCUUCGCCUGGGCCAUAUGGUUCAUCAUCCAGGCAAAGAUGAGCCAGAGCUUCUCGUCUCCCUACACGAGCUCCGCCAUCAUGUGCUUCAUGGCCAGCGUCCAAUGCAUCGUCGUUGCGGCCGCCGUGGAGAGGAGGAGGCUCUCGGCGUGGGCGCUCGGUUGGAACAUCCGGCUUGCUGCGUCCCUUUACAUUGGCUUGGUAGGCUCAGGUCUGGCUUUCGCACUGAUGUCAUGGUGCUUACAGAAGAGAGGUCCCCUCUUCGUCUCAAUGUUCAGCCCACUGCUGCUGGUUGUCGUCGCCGUCCUCGGGUGGGCGAUCCUCGACGAGAAGCAGUACGUUGGAAGUGUCGCGGGGUCUGUCGUCAUAGUUGGAGGGCUUUACUUGGUCCUAUGGGGCAAGGGGAGGGAGACGAAGAAGACGAGAGAUGCAAGUGGAAAGGAGACCGAAGCAGAGCACGAGGAAGGAGCCAUUGCAGCUGUUGGUCUGACCAUGUUCCCGAGUCCCCCCGUCUUUGCCAGUCCUAUGCAUGAGGCCCAACCAGGCCAACCUUAAGCCACGCAUGUUCAUCAAGCAACCGCAACGAGUCCGACGAGGAAGACGAAGUGACAUAUGGAACCAAGAAAACCCUAUAGCUAUCAGAUAUCUAAAAGUGCUGUUUUCUCGCUCUAAUAAUUGUUAUACAUAUAAUUUACAUUGUUUACAUCAAACAGUAAUAAAUCUAUAUUAGUAUACAUACUUUUGAAUAUGAUAAAUAUA